Scleropages formosus (Asian bonytongue) is the source of this 6899-nucleotide messenger RNA. RefSeq names its product mediator complex subunit 12 (gene med12). Gene Ontology annotation, cellular component: mediator complex. Gene Ontology annotation, biological process: positive regulation of transcription by RNA polymerase II. The coding region runs from base 104 to 6565 and encodes 2153 amino acids. Gene Ontology annotation, molecular function: beta-catenin binding; transcription coactivator activity; transcription factor binding. The transcript has 44 exons. Lineage: Eukaryota; Metazoa; Chordata; Actinopteri; Osteoglossiformes; Osteoglossidae. The record is from RefSeq and is a predicted model, not a curated record.
AGUAAGAAAUACACGAAGAAGAAAGGGCCUUUCGCUUGAUCCUGGCGUACAGGUCCCACAACGGAAAAACGGGGGACGCUUUCGCUGUGAUGCCGCUGGGAAGAUGGCCGCUUUCGGGAUCCUCAGUUACGAGCACCGGCCCCUGAAGCGGCCCAGACUCGGUCCUCCAGACGUUUACCCACAGGAUCCCAAGCAAAAAGAGGAUGAAUUGACAGCUCUAAAUGUGAAGCAGGGGUUCAACAACCAGCCGGCCGUGUCUGGAGAUGAACAUGGCAGCGCUAAAAAUGUCAACUUCAACCCUUCCAAGAUCAGCUCCAACUUUAGUAGCAUAAUUGCAGAGAAGCUGCGAUGCAACACAUUCCCAGACACAGGAAAGCGGAAGCCACAGGUCAACCAGAAGGACAAUUUUUGGCUGGUGACGGCACGGUCACAAAGUUCCAUCAACAAUUGGUUCACGGACUUGGCUGGAACCAAGCCACUCACCCAGCUGGCCAAGAAGGUACCCAUCUUUAGCAAGAAGGAGGAGGUUUUCAGCUAUCUGGCUAAGUACGCUGUGCCAGUAAUGCGUGCGGCCUGGAUGAUCAAGAUGACAUGUGCGUACUAUGCUGCAAUAACAGAAACCAAAGUGAAGAAGCGACAUGUCAUUGAUCCCUGUAUGGAGUGGCACCAGAUUACCACCAAGUACUUGUGGGAACAGCUGCAGAAAGUAGCUGAAUUCUACCGCCAGUCAUCCGGAGGAGGCUCCCCACUCCCAGCACCCCCAGCGGAGGUGGAGGCUGCAAUGAAGCAGUGGGAAUACAAUGAGAAGCUGGCAAUGUUCAUGUUCCAGGAUGGCAUGCUCGACAGACACGAGUUCCUGACCUGGGUUUUGGAGUGUUUUGAGAAGAUCAGGCCAGGAGAGGAUGAGCUGUUGAAGCUUUUGUUACCCCUCAUGCUCCAGUACUCUGGGGAGUUUGUGCAGUCCGCCUACCACUCCAGGCGCCUAGCGUACUUCUGCACGCGUCGGCUUAACUUGCUGCUCACUGACGGCACCGUGGGCCCCGGGUCGGGCGGCCACCAGCCCCACGGCAUUACAGGACAGCCAGGGGCCGCGAUGCCCCCCACACCCGCCACCCAGCCAACAGGAGGCAGCCAGACACAGACCUCCUUUGUUGACUGUCCACAGCACAGGCCGCUGGUUUUUGGACUUAGUUGUAUGCUUCAGAGUAUCGUCCUGUGUUGUCCCAGUGCUUUGGUGUGGCACUACUCGCUCACGGACAGCAGGAAUAAGACUGGAUCCCCCUUGGAUCUGCUGCCCAUUGCCCCCUCCAACCUCCCCAUGCCAGGGGGCAACAACUCAUUUACACAGCAGGUGCGUGCGAAGGUGAGGGAAAUAGAGGAGCAAAUCAAGGAACGGGGCCAAGCUGUGGAGUUCCGAUGGUCCUUUGACAAGUGUCAGGAAACCACAGCUGGUUUCACAAUCGGCAGGGUUCUGCACACUCUGGAGGUACUGGACAGCCACAGCUUUGAGAAGUCUGACUUUAGCAAUUCCCUAGACUCCUUGUACAAUCGAAUUUUUGGCUCAGGACAAAGCAAGGAUGGUCACGAGAUGAACCCUGAUGAUGAUGCAGUGGUGACCUUGCUGUGCGAGUGGGCCGUUUCUUGCAAACGGUCAGGCCGGCACCGGGCCAUGGUCGUAGCCAAGCUCCUGGAGAAGAGGCAAGCUGAGAUUGAGGCUGAGAGGUGUGGGGAGUCAGAGGUGGUGGACGAGAAGGGCUCUGUGUCAUCAGGGUCAUUGUCCGCUGCCACGGUACCUGUGUUCCAGGACGUCCUGCUGCAAUUCCUGGACACCCAGGCUCCUGUGCUCACUGAGCCUGGCAAUGAGAGUGAGCGGGUGGAGUUCUCAAACCUUGUGCUGCUGUUCUGUGAGCUCAUCCGGCACGACGUCUUCUCCCAUAACAUCUACAUGUGCACACUCAUCUCCCGUGGUGACCUGGCCUCGGAUCCCCACCUGCCCCGGCCACGGUCUCCAAGUGAGGAGCCCUCCGAUGACAUGGAGUGCAAGGAGCAAGAAGCUGGCGCCGGAGUCAAGAUGGAGUAUACCGGUCUCUCCGAGUCGAUGGAGAUUGAACCCAACUCAAGUGCAAACUUCGAUGAGAUGUUCUCCCCACCCAUGCACAAUGAGUCGAAGGGUAGCCCCUCCCCAGAGAAGCCAGCCACAGAGCAGGAUGGAAAGAGUAUCUCCAAGGAAAAGGCCUCAGAUCCUGCAUUCCCGCUGCUGUACGACCAACCGCGCCACAUCCAGUACGCAACACACUUCCCCAUCCCCCAGGAGGAGAGCGCAAGUCACGAGUGCAACCAGAGGCUGGUGGUGCUGUACGGCGUAGGCAAGCAGCGGGAUGAGGCUAGGCAUACCAUCAAGAAGAUCACCAAAGAUAUUCUGAAGGUGCUGAACCGGAAGAGCACUGCUGAGACCGGAGGAGAGGAAGGGCAGAAGAGGAAGCGGAGCAAGCCGGAGGCCUUCCCUACGGCAGAGGACAUCUUCGCUAAAUUCCAGCUUCUCUCGCACUUUGACCAACAUCAGGUCACCUCUCAGGUGUCUAGGAAUGUCCUGGAACAGAUCACCAGUUUUGCCUUAGGGAUGUCCUACCACCUUCCCUUGGUCCAGCACAUCCAGUUCAUCUUUGACCUCAUGGAGUAUUCUCUCAACAUCAGUGGCCUCAUAGACUUUGCUAUUCAGCUGCUGAACGAGCUGAGCCUGGUGGAGGCAGAGCUGCUGCUAAAGUCCUCCAGCUUGGCAGGCAGUUAUACCACGGGGCUGUGCCUGUGCAUUGUGGCAGUGCUGAGGAGGUACCAUUCCUGCCUCAUCCUGAAUCCGGACCAGACAGCACAGGUCUUCGAUGGGCUGCGCAUCGUAGUGAAGCAUGGCGUGAACCCGGCCGACUGCUCCUCUGCCGAGCGCUGCAUCUUGGCCUACCUGUAUGAUCUCUACACCUCCUGCAGCCACCUCAAGAGCAAGUUUGGUGAAAUUUUCAGUGAUUUUUGCUCAAAGGUGAAGAAUUCGAUCUACUGCAACAUUGACCCCUCUGAUUCCAAUAUGCUCUGGGACCCCAUGUUCAUGAUUGAGACCAUCGCCAACCCAACAGCCCAAAACUUCAACCACUCCAUGGUGGGCAAGAUUCUCAAUGACAGCCCUGCCAACCGCUAUAGCUUCGUGUGCAACGUGCUAAUGGAUGUGUGUGUGGACCACCGUGACCCCGAGAGGGUGAACGACAUUGGCAUCCUGUGUGCGGAGCUUACGGCCUACUGCCGCUCCCUUAGCGCCGAGUGGCUGGGCGUUCUCAAAGCCCUCUGCUGCUCCUCCAACAACGGAAACUGUGGCUUCAACGAUUUGCUGUGCAACGUGGAUGUCAGCGAUCUGUCCUUCCAUGACUCCUUGGCCACCUUCGUUGCCAUCCUCAUUGCCAGGCAAUGCCUGCUCCUCGAGGACUUGGUUCGCUGCGUGGCAAUACCUUCUCUCCUAAAUGCUGCAUGCAGCGAGCAGGACUCAGAACCUGGGGCCAGGCUUACCUGCAGGAUCCUGCUACACCUGUUCAAGACCCCACAGCGCAACCCAUGCCCCCAGGACAACAGCAAGUCAGCCUCUGUUGGGAUCCGGUCCUCGUGUGACCGUCACCUGUUGGCUGCAUCACAGAACAGCAUUGUUGUUGGAGCAGUGUUUGCUGUCCUCAAGGCCGUCUUUAUGCUAGGGGAUGCAGAGCUGAAAGGUUCGGGAUUCUCACACCCAGCUGGACUGGAUGACAUAAGUGAGGAUGACAUGGGUUCAAAAAAGGCUGCUGGUCGUGCUGUCUCCAUAGAGACUGCCAGUUUGGACGUAUAUGCCAAGUAUGUCCUAAAGAGCAUCUGUCAGCAGGAGUGGGUAGGUGAGCGUUGUUUGAAGUCGCUGUCUGAAGACAGCAGUGCCCUGCAGGACCCAGUGCUCGUCAACAUCCAGGCACAGCGCCUCUUGCAACUCAUCUGCUACCCACACCGGCAGCUGGACAGCGAGGAGGGCGACAACCCACAGCGGCAGCGAAUCAAACGCAUUCUCCAGAACAUGGACCAGUGGACCAUGCGACAGUCAUCACUUGAAUUACAACUUAUGAUCAAGCAGAGCUCAAAUAAUGAACUGAACUCUCUACUGGAGAACAUCGCCAAAGCCACAAUCGAAGUGUUCCAGAAGUCAGCGGAACUUAACUCCAAUAACCCCUCAGCCAAUGGGGUUGUUGUGCCAAACAACAUGGGUUCUUCUGUCUCUAACAGCAGCAACACGAGCAAGAUGAAGCCAGUGUUAAGUUCAUCAGAACGCUCGGGUGUGUGGCUGGUGGCUCCCCUCAUUGCCAAGCUGCCCACCUCGGUUCAGGGCCACGUGCUUAAGGCCACAGGUGAGGAGUUGGAGAAAGGUCAACACCUGGGCUCAUCGUCCCGCAAGGAGAGGGACCGGCAGAAGCAGAAAAGCAUGUCGCUCCUGAGUCAACAGCCCUUCUUGUCUCUCGUGCUCACAUGUCUGAAGGGGCAGGAUGAGCAGAGAGAGGGUCUCCUCACCUCCCUCUACAGUCAGGUUCAGCAGAUCGUCACCAACUGGCGUGAGGACCAGUACCAAGAUGACUGCAAAGCCAAGCAGAUGAUGCACGAAGCCUUAAAGCUACGGCUUAAUCUAGUUGGCGGGAUGUUUGACACUGUGCAGCGCAGCACCCAACAGACCACUGAAUGGGCAGUGCUCCUCCUUGACAUUAUCAGUAGCGGAACUGUGGACAUGCAGUCUAACAAUGAGUUGUUCACUACUGUCCUGGACAUGCUGAGUGUACUCAUCAACGGCACACUGGCUGCUGACAUGUCCAGCAUCUCUCAGGGCAGCAUGGAGGAGAACAAGAGGGCCUACAUGAACUUGGUCAAGAAGCUCAGGAAGGAGUUGGGUGAUCGCCAGUCGGAGAGUCUGGAGAAAGUGCGCCAGCUCUUGCCCCUUCCCAAGCAGACACGCGACGUCAUCACCUGUGAGCCCCAGGGGUCGUUGAUCGACACCAAGGGCAACAAGAUUGCUGGCUUUGAGAAAGAGGGUCUCCAAGUAUCAACAAAGCAGAAAAUCUCCCCAUGGGACGUCUUUGAGGGGCUGAAACACUCGGCACCAUUGUCCUGGGGCUGGUUCGGCACGGUGCGAGUAGACCGCAAGGUUGCAAAGUUUGAGGAACAGCAGCGCCUCUUGUUGUACCAUACACACCUGAAGCCCAAGCCUCGUAGCUACUACCUGGAGCCCCUCCCACUGCCACCCGAAGAGGAGGAGCCACCCACACCUGUGCCCCCUGAACCGGAAAAGAAAGCAGCAGAGGCCUCCAAGCCUGAGAAGAGUGCAUCAGCCAUGGCUGCCGAUUCCAAUAAGAAGAAAAGCAACAAGAAAAAGAGGAACCCACCCACAAACAAAACAGACGACUAUGUGCCUAGUGCGCCAAGGCUGCCUUUUGGACCUGGAAUGCCCCCUGAGCUGCUUCCUCCUCAGCAGGGACUAACCUACAACAGGAUGGCAUAUGGCCAGCAACAAAUUGGCAUAUAUGCCCAGAAUCAACCGCUUCCUGCAGGCGGUCCCCGGAUGGAUCCUCCAUACAGACAGUCUCGCAACAUCCAGAUAGGCAAGGUGGUGCCCUCCAGGUCACCCUAUUCCGGCAUGAUUCCUGCAAUUUCAGGAGGAGUGCCAAACAUGAUGCCACUCGGUCAACAGCAGUACAAAAUAGCAGGCUACAAGCACCAGCCCACCAUCCCCCAGGGCCAAAUACUGCGAAUGCAGCUGCAGGAUAAGCUGAUGAUGGGAAAUCACAUGCGACAGAUGACACCCAACGCCCAGUACUCCUCAAUGCCGCCCUCUCAGGGCUACACCACGUACAGCUCGCACUUGCCGGCACACCCUUCCCAGGCUAGCGGGAUAGUUCCCCCGGCCUAUGGUGGCCAGAGCUUCCCAGGCUCGCAUCCGGGGACCAACCCAGCCAUGGUGGACUCCCUUCGGCAGAUGCAACAGAGGCCCAGUGGCUACGUGCAUCAACAGGCACCAGGUUAUGCACACACAAUGCAGAACACACAAAGGUUCAGCCACCAGCCCAUACAGCAGGCACCUAUGAUGCAGGGGUUGGGUCACAUGGGAGGCCAAGGUGUGCAUCCGGCCAUGAGGCCAAACCAGAUGAUGGCCGAUCAGUCACAGCAGCAGGUCCAGCAGCAGCAGGUCCAACAACAACAACAACAGCAGCAGCAGCAGCAACAGCAGCAGUACUUGAGACCACAUCAGGUUCUGAGGCAGCAAGCUCAACAACAGCAACAGCAACAACAGGUACAACAGCAGCAACAGCAAGUCCAGCAGCAGCAACAGCAGCAGCAGCAGCAGGUGACAGGGGCCCAGCCCCCCACCCAGGCUCAGACCCAGGGCAUGGGUCUGCAACCCAUGUUCCCCCGGCAGGGUAUGCAGCAGACGCAGCAGCAGCAGCAGACGGCUGCCCUGGUGCGACAACUCCAACAGCAGCUCUCAAAUACGCAACCUGGACAGAACACCAAUUCAUUUUAUUGAGCCUGGAGGGGAAUCUUUGGAAGCCCAUGGAGCAAAACCGUAUAGUUUGGUUCUUUUGUUGCUUUUUCCCCCUUCUUGGUCGACACCGAUGUUUCCCCUUCCUUUUCCGGCUGCUGAAAUCAAGGCUAACAGAUUAGAGACUGUUGGAUCGUGACUGGGAGGAUGGACCUGUGAAGCGGCAAAGAGACUAUAUGUUGAUUGCUGAAUUCUACUGAUUCCACUUGAAAUGAUGGGAAAUCAUGAAGUACAAGGAAGGCAUCAUGUUUGUGAAAAUAACGGUCACUCUGAACAGAGAAAACUAGAAGAUUUUAUGUAAAAAAAAAAAAAAAAAAAG